AGAUGGUCAUACUCAUUAUGUUAUGUCAGUCUGUUUUUCUCCUGAUGGAAAUACAUUAGCAUCUGAUAAUGAUGAUAAAUCUAUCCGACUUUGGGAUAUUAAAACAGGAUAAGAAAUUCAAUCCUCCGAUAAAAAUUACAAAGAUAUUUUUAUAUAAUUUAAGAUUCCACUCCAAUACAAUAGUCAUAUUUUAGAAGGUAGUUUUUAAGUUUUUCAUAUUUUUAGUUUCCAAUUACAUUACCACACUUCUUAUUUCCCAAAAGGCAAUAUUCUAAUCUAAAGGAGCUUUAAUACUGAAAGGAGAAUUUUUUAAUCAAUCAGGUAUUGAUUUAAAGACAUUAUUUGAACAGAAAGGAAGUCGCAUUAUAGAACGAUUUUAGUAAUAGUAAAUUUGAUAAUUUAUCUACA
Molecule: messenger RNA, 408 nt
Organism: Paramecium primaurelia
Lineage: Eukaryota; Ciliophora; Oligohymenophorea; Peniculida; Parameciidae
Source: the annotation of a GenBank genome assembly